Micromonas pusilla CCMP1545 is the source of this 699-nucleotide messenger RNA. RefSeq lists its product as uncharacterized. Lineage: Eukaryota; Viridiplantae; Chlorophyta; Mamiellophyceae; Mamiellales; Mamiellaceae. The transcript has a single exon. The record is from RefSeq and is a predicted model, not a curated record. Bases 1 to 699 code for a protein of 232 amino acids.
AUGAUGUCAUUCCUGAGACGCGAACGUCGACGCCCGACGCCAUCCAUCCCCCCUCCCCGUCCGCAGCCGUUCCGCGACGACGACGACUGCGAGCAGCGAUUAGCGAAAACACCGCGGACGGAGCGGAAGCGGUACCCCGAGGACGACGACGACGAGAACGACGGCGCGUCGUCGCGGUACCCCCUGCGAUCGCGCACGCCGCUGACGCUCAUGAAAAACAUGAGCAAGGCGUCGCUUUACGUUCCCCCGCCGGCGAGGACCGUCGCGGAGAUGAAGGCGUCGAACGCGAAGAGCUCGACGACGGCGACGACGACGGCGGCGGCGGCGGGGAAGGGCGGGUCCAUCCCCGCGCCGCGCAGGCUCGUCGCGUUCGCGGAUUGCGACCCGCCCCCGAAGCUGAAGACGGCGCCGCCGGCGGCGGAGAAGAAGCCGCCGGCGCCGGCGCCGGCGCCGCUCGCGGCCAUCUGCCGAACCGCCGCGGCGUCGUGGAAGCGCAAGGCGAACGGCGAGAGGGGCGCCUCAGGCUACGACGCGAGCGCGGAGCGUGGGCGCGGAGGGAUAAGCACGUACACGUCGUCGUCGUCGUCGUCCGCGGCGGCGGCGGCGGCGGCGGCGUCCUCCAGGCGGGGGUCGAGGUCGAGAGGCGGACGCGGGCGAUCGGUGCGCGUCGUCGUCGUGCCGCCGGCGAACGCGCGCUGA